Didymosphaeria variabile is the source of this 1899-nucleotide messenger RNA. RefSeq lists its product as uncharacterized. The coding region runs from base 1 to 1899 and encodes 632 amino acids. Gene Ontology annotation, biological process: transmembrane transport; oligopeptide transport. The record is from RefSeq and is a predicted model, not a curated record. NCBI's taxonomy places the organism in Eukaryota, Fungi, Ascomycota, Dothideomycetes, Pleosporales, Didymosphaeriaceae. Gene Ontology annotation, molecular function: dipeptide transmembrane transporter activity. The transcript has 3 exons. Gene Ontology annotation, cellular component: membrane.
AUGGCUCUCUCCGCAGCGCAGAACCAAGUGGACCUAGCCAUGAGCCACGAGCCCAAGGUUGCGACGCCCAUAUUCGAGGCCAACGAGAAAGAGGCCUUGGGUCGCCACAGCGUCAGCGACAACAGUCUUGCUCAUGCUCAUGGUACCGUUGAGUUCGAGGCUGAUCUGGAGGGCGAGGAGCCUACAGAGGAAGAGCUUGCUACUCUACCUCGUAUUUCCGGCAAGAUUCCGUGGAUCGCCUACACCGUCGCAUUUGUUGAGCUUUGCGAGCGUUUCGGCUACUAUGGCUGCUCAGUCGUCUACACCAACUACAUCCAGCAUCCGCUGCCCGAAGGCCACCCGACCGGUAAGGAUCCCUCAUCAGAGGGACAGCCUGGUGCACUUGGCAUGGGACAGAGAGCGUCAACGGGUAUCGUUCUCUUCAACCAGUUCUGGUCUUACAUGACUCCCAUCAUUGGAGCAAUCAUCGCAGAUGAAUACCUGGGGCGCUUCAACACGAUCUUUAUUGCCAUCGCCUUCUCCAUUGUCGGACACAUCCUGUUGAUCAUCUCUGCCCUGCCCACUGUGCUCGCCAGCGGUAAUGCCAUUGCACCAUUCAUACUGGGUGUCAUCAUCCUUGGCUUCGGUACAGGAGCGUUCAAGGCCAACAUCUCUCCGCUCAUUGCCGAGCAGUACCGACAAACUAAACCGCGUGUCAUCAUGGACCCAAAGACGGGUGGGCGCGCCAUCUCGGAUCCUAACAUCACCCUGUCCCGCAUCUUUUUGUACUUCUACAUGUUCAUCAACAUUGGCUCCCUCACUGGCCAGAUCUCCAUGGUCUACGUGGAGAAGUACAUCGGUUUCUGGGCUUCCUACUUGUUGCCAACCAUCAUGUUUUGUCUCUGCCCAUUGGUCCUGUUCUUUUGCCGCAACAUGUACAUCAAGAGCCCACCCACUGGAUCGAUCGUUAUCCGUGCCUGGAAGCUUUUUACUUUGGCGCAGAAGGGCAAAUGGUCCAUCAACCCUGUUACCACUCGUAAGAACUUGAAGUCUGAGAACUUCUGGGAAGACGUCAAGCCCAGUAGGCUCGGUGACCGCAAGCCAGCAUGGAUGCAGUUUGACGAUGCUUGGGUCGACCAAGUUGCUCGUGGUCUGCGUGCCUGCUCGUGCUUUACCUGGACCCCGCUCUACUGGGUCGCCUACAACCAAAUGAACAACAACCUCGUCUCCCAAGCCGCCACCAUGACCCUCAACGGCGUCCCCAACGACGUAAUCACCAACCUCAACCCCAUCUCCCUCGUCAUCUUCAUCCCCCUCGUCGACAACUUCCUCUACCCAUUCCUCCGCAAAAAGGGCAUCAAAUUCACCCCCAUCAAGCGCAUGGCCCUAGGCUUCAUGCUCGCCUCCCUUGCCAUGGUCUCCGCCACCGUCAUCCAGUACUAUAUCUACAACUCCACCACGUGCGGCAAGUUCCUCAACGGCUGCGAAGACGCAGACGGCAAUAAGAUCCGCUCCCCGCUCAACGUCUGGAUCCAAUCCGUGCCCUACAUCUUCAUUGGCUUCUCUGAGAUUUUUACCAGCAUCACCGGGCUGGAGUACGCUUUUACGAAGGCGCCGAAGAAUAUGCGGUCGGUGGUGACGUCGUACUGGCACUUCAUGUCUGCGUUUUCGAACGCGCUGGGGCAGGCGCUUGUGGCGCUAUCAGAGGACCCGCUGCUGGUGUGGAAUUAUAUGACUGCGGCGUUGUUGGCUCUUGUAGGGGGUGUGUUGUUCUGGCUGCACCAGCGGCCGACGGACAAGCUUGAGGAUGCGUUGAAUAUGCUGCCUGAUUCGAACUAUGUGGGGAGGGAUAGGAGGCAUAGUCAUGAGGAGGUGGAGAGGGGGGAACAUGCGCCUGCGGUUAUUGCUGAUAAGGACUAA